Molecule: messenger RNA, 1853 nt
Organism: Aspergillus vadensis CBS 113365
Lineage: Eukaryota; Fungi; Ascomycota; Eurotiomycetes; Eurotiales; Aspergillaceae
Exons: 1
Coding region: 494-1498 (334 amino acids)
Source: RefSeq, a predicted model, not a curated record
CAGCUCCUUCACAUCCAACUCACUUCUCCUUCCAUUGCUUCUCUCUUCUGCCCUCCUUUCUUUCCCCCCCUUCUUUUCACCUCCUGAUCGUGGUUCGCUCCCGUAGUGCCAGUCACCUCUGCCUUUCCAUCGUUCAUUCUACCUUCUUCUACCCCGGUAUCUUAUUUUCCUCCUCCCGUCCACUAGUUCGACACCGCUCUCGUGCGCAGUCCCCGAUCCAUGGAACAGUCGUAGGUUCCUGAAUCCCUGCACCUUUGUCCUCACCACCACCGCCCAUCGGCCGUUCACGACUCCACGACGAAACGAUUUCGCUACUUGUCCAUUACCCAAUCCGCCUUCGAAUCAAUUUUUAUUACAUCUCCCUUGCUCGCGACCGAGACGGCUGGAACUAACAAAGUGGGCUUAGUGGACCACUAAUCCACACAUUUGAUUUCUGCCCGGAAGUACAAAUCCGGCCUACAAAGCACAUGUUGCUUUUCUAUUGAAUCACAUUAUGCCCGCUCAAAUGGACGCCCUGGGGGCCUUCACCCACCUUACGGAAAACAUUCCCUCCUGGAUCGAUCGACUUGCAGAGUUAUCUGCCCACACCGCCGCAAAACACGCAGAAUAUGCCGAGGACUACAGAAGACAUGUUACGGUGAGACCGCGCCGUCGCAAGAACAGCUCGGUCUGCUCCAUUCGAACCGAGGACCUGCGCUCGUCGGCGCCCGAAACGGAAACCCGCCCUCGAUCUUCUGCAGCGGCAACGCAUACCACCGUCACGACGCCUGAUACCUCCCAACACCAAGCCAAUGUGAACCCUCGUAAACGCGGUGCUGAAGAUGCGCCCUCUAUGGACGCCAGGGACAGGAACCCGCUUGUGAGUACGCGCAACAACCUCAUUAUCCACUAUGACGGCCACACACAACACGUUCUGGAAGAAAUGGUGCGCCACAUUGGGACAGCUCGCAACAACAUUCGGAAAGGAAAAAUGUCGCAACUGCCAUUGCCAGGGUACCGCAGCAAGAUGUUGGACAGAGGCGCAAGGAUGAAUAGCUUGGCCCCUUCACUUUCGCCCUCCGAGUCCGGCGAAGACGAUGUGCUAUCUAGCAUCCGCAAAGCCCGCAACCGAGGUCCUCCGGUGCCUCGCGCCCAGGACAUACCCAAAGAGUCUGCAUUUGAUAUGGCGGAGAAGCAGCUGGAACUGGUACACGGAGUGUGUGAGACGGCUGCACACCAGUUUCUCCGAUCUGGAGACUGCUCGGCGGAAUUGACCAGCGUAGAAGGCAAAUUCAAAAGCCUUUUAGACCUGGCUACCAAUGAAGUCCGCCGUCUGAAGGCAGAACAGCCCGAGGAAGCAACAGUCGAGGACGAGACGGCGGCACCCGCAGCCACGACCAUUGAGGUUGACAGGCAAUCUCUGACGAAGAUGGAUACCAUUGAGGUGGAUGAUGAUGCGCAGUCGGCGGAAUCAAUCGACCUGACGGCUUUUCGCGCGAAUCGUCUUCGCCGGAGAUGAGCUAUGGCGACUGACAUACAGCAUAGCGGGCGCACUCCUUUAGCGUGACUGGAUUGAAUUCCCUUCGAUUUUCAUUCUACAUAAGCGACGAUACCACCGGGAUACUCCUUUGUUUUGUUUCCAUCUCCGUCUCUUUCUCAAGCUGCAUUUAUCUAGCCAUUUAUCAUUGAUCAUAUCUCAUCUACAAGCGUGACUGUCAUUAAAGCGCGUGGAGUUGGUUGGGGCAUUUGUUUUGUCUGGACUUUGGUUUCUUUCAUCCCUUCCUUGCUGUUUACCAAAACACACAUCUUUUUGUCUGCAUAGUUGUCAAUGGGUAUAUAAGUUGUUCGACCACAAAUCAUCCACACGAUAUGGA